Molecule: messenger RNA, 1575 nt
Organism: Aspergillus terreus NIH2624
Lineage: Eukaryota; Fungi; Ascomycota; Eurotiomycetes; Eurotiales; Aspergillaceae
Exons: 2
Coding region: 1-1575 (524 amino acids)
Biological process (GO): transmembrane transport; metal ion transport
Cellular component (GO): membrane
Molecular function (GO): metal ion transmembrane transporter activity
Source: RefSeq, a predicted model, not a curated record
AUGCCAUCAGUGCCUCUGCGGCAUGAUACCUACACCGAUUACCUCGGUUCGCUACUUCCACAGUGGCCAGAAUAUCGGGGUUUGCAUGAAUUUCUGCAGGAGGACCAGCCUCCUGACUUAGUAUCGAAUACUCAGGCGCUUAUCAUCGGCUCCACAACUGAUGGAUUGAUCACUCGACGAUUUGACGAGAUUGCUCCAUUUCAAAGUGCUUUGGAUCAACGAUCGUCGAACACGAGAAUCCGCUUGAUUUUGAUCAGUUAUCAAGACAUUCAGACACUAAAAAAGGGCUUCGUUGAUACUGUUGGAUUGAAGUUUGAUAUUGAUCCCCUCUUUUUCUGCAACCACCUCGGUACUGGCCUUUUGGAUCCCGUACGAAACAGGUCGGAUAGAAUUGUCUUUAUUCUCCUUCGGACCGGGAAGAACUCGUGUACAUCUGCUGCUCUAGAACUAGAUAAACCUAGUGCUAAUGGCCCCUCUCGCUCGGUUCGAAAGAUAGGAUCGCGCACGACGUUCCUGGACCGUUAUUGCGCCCUGCUUGCGGAAUGGACCCCCGAAAGGGUAACAGCAGCCAACCGGAGCGCUAUCGAAUUCAUACAUCCUUUUUUCCAACUCUUCGCUCUUGAGAUCAAACAACAUAUGGAAAGUUCUUCCAAGUGGACGGAGGACGAAGUUAUCUCUCUGCUUGAGGUACCCGAAGCAGCUCUUCGUCUAAAAGGGCUCGAUUAUGACUUUCACGCUCAGAUUUAUCGCCAAAGUAUGGAGAUGGACAUCAAGUCUCUGGAAAGCACUAUCAAUGCCCUCCGCAGCCCUGGCUUAAGGCAAAUUGCAGAGACAGAAAGCACGCUCGACUCACAGAGAUGGCGUGACAUUCUGCACGACUAUGAGCACCUCCUUGAGAAGGCAAUGCGAAACUCACAUUCAUUUGAAGCCUACGAAGCUCGAUGUUUGAAUCGAUUUGGUCUUAUGGUCUCAACUAAAUCAACAUCACUGGCUGAGAGCGUUGGCCGCAUCAGCAUACUGGCUUUUAUCUUUGUCCCAUUGUCAUUCAUCACAUCCUUCUUUGGCAUGAAUACCAUUGAGUUUGGUUCUGGUAGUGUGAGGCUCUGGACUUUCAUUGUUAGCGCUACUGCAUUGAUACUUACAGUCUUUGUGGCAUGGUUGCUUUCCAGCUGGAUAGCCAGCCUUAUCAACGAUCUGCGGGAGAAUUUCUAUGGCUUCAAAAUUCGGAUCGGGGUUUUGAGAAAGUUUGCUGUGAUAUCACCGCUAAAUGCUUUGUUGCUAGCAUGGUUCUCCCUCACUCACCGACCGAGGCAAUUCCAACGUUAUCUUUUACAUCUCGGCAUCUGGUGCGUCUUGGGAUUGGGCGAUGACUGGGACGAGCCCCAAUUUGGGCCGGAACAGCAACAAACCUUGGCUUUGUCUCAGUUUUGGAUAACAAGAGGGCUUGAGAUGACCAAGAUCACUGGAAAAAGGGGCUGGCAGAACUCAUCCUUUUAUAGCAGAUGGCGUGCGAGGAGAAAUCAACAAUCCUCAACUACAGGUGCUGGAUCGUCAAACUCGAGCCAAGGAAACUGA